AUGAUGUUUGUUCUAGCAAUCACAGGAGUGAUCUUCUACAAGAAGCAUAACCAAGCAAAAAGAAAAGCAAAUGAGGCUAAAAUUAAUAAGAGAAAAGAAGACUUAAGUGUGAAAGCUAGUGCUUUAUCAUCAAGAAUCUUCAUCGGUAGAGAGAUAAGAAAGGCAACGAACGAUUUCUCCCGAGAAAAUUUGAUUGGAAUUGGUGGAUUCGAUGAAGUGUUCAAGGGGACAUUCGAUGAUGGAACCGUGUUUUCCAUCAAGCGUGCGAAGCUUGGAAGCACCGAAGGCAUUGAUCAGAUGCGAAACGAGGUUCGAAUUCUGUGCCAAGUAAACCACAGAAGCUUGGUGAAACUCCUUGGUUGUUGCUUGGAACUUGAACACCCUUUGCUAAUAUACGAGUACGUUUCAAAUGGGACCCCUUUUGAUUACCUUCAUAGCCAUUCUUGUGGCACAAGGGAACCCCUGAAAUUGCACCAAAGACUCAAAAUUGCACACCAAACAGUCGAAGGGAUUUCAUAUCAACAUCAAAGCUUUGCAGAAGUUGUGACCACAAGGAGUAGUAAUGGGGUACUACAUCACCUUGCGGCAAAUUCUGACGCGCCUAUGCUCACAAGAGCCUUUGCCACCAAAGCCAAUGCGCCUCCGUGCAACACCUUGAAGGACUUCACCAUGUGCAAAAUUAAACCAUAA
Vigna umbellata (rice bean) is the source of this 690-nucleotide messenger RNA. The record is from RefSeq and is a predicted model, not a curated record. Lineage: Eukaryota; Viridiplantae; Streptophyta; Magnoliopsida; Fabales; Fabaceae.